AUGUCGAAGGACAUCCGUGAUGGCGAAAGAGAUUGUCACACAUACGCCACUCCCACAGAUGCUUUCGCGGGAUUGAGUGAGACUGGCAACGAAAGUCGCAUCAAAAGCAAUGUUACCGACGCCGACGAACGAGAUCCAGACUUCGAAGUCGUCUUCGUGCAGGGGGACGGCAAGGAUCCUCGUCUAUGGCCGAGGUAUAAAAGGAUGUAUCAUCUUGGUACACUGAGCUAUAUGGUCACGGUGGUCGCCCUGUACAGCACAGCGUAUACGUCGGGGUUACCUUGGAUCGUAGAAGAGUUCGGGGUCACCCGGCUCGUAGCCACAUUGGGCUUGACGACCUAUCUAUUUGGACUAGCCAUCGGAGGAAUCUUCCUCGCACCCCUCAGCGAGAUGUACGGAAGACAGCCUAUCUACCUGAUCACCUACAGCUUGUUCCUCAUCCUCAUCCUCCCUUCAGCAUUAGCGACGAAUUUUACGGGACUGGUCUUGCCUCGAUUCUUCGCUGGCGUGUUUGCCAGCGCGGCGUUGACGAACGGGUCGGGAACCGUCAGUGAUAUCACUACACCUCGUCACUUAGCCCUUGCCUUUGGGUUCUACUCCAUCGGACCGAUCAACGGACCUGUCCUUGGGCCCAUCGUCGGGAACUUUGCGUAUCAAUACUUGGGAUGGAGAUGGACGGUCUGGCUGGUCUUGAUAUUCGCUGGCGCGGGGAUGUGCAUGCUGGUUCUAUGUCGAGAGACAUACCCGCCCGUCAUUCUGCGCAAGAUGGCUGAAGAUCGACGCAAAGAGACCGGGGAUCAUCGCUGGUGGUCGAGAUACGACGAGAAGAAGGAUCUGAUACCCUUGCUCAAAAUCAAUCUGAGCAGGCCUUUGGUCAUGCUUUUCACCGAACCCAUCUGUAUAUUUUGGGACCUCUACGUCGGAUUCGUUUACGGCGUGCUGUACCUCUGCUUUGUAGCAUACCCGAUCGUCUUCCAGCAAGAAAGAGGCUGGCAACCAGGACUCGCCGGGUUGGCCUUUUGCGGGAUCGGUGUGGGUAGCCUCAUCACGAUCUUCACGGAACCGCUCAUCCGCAAGGUCAUCGACGCCCACAAGAAGGAUCCUGCUACCGGUCGACCUGCUCCGGAGGCCGUUGCCAGCGUCGUCUGUGUCGGUGGAGUCCUCCUCGCUGUAGGCGAAUUGAUUUUUGCCUGGACUUGCUCCCCUGACGUGCACUGGAUCGGACCUAUACUUGCGGGCGUCCCAUUUGGAGCUGGAAACACCAUCGUCUUCAUCUACUCGGGCAACUACCUCAUCCAAGCAUAUGGCAAUUAUGCGGCUUCGGCACUUGCUGGGAACGCCCUAAUGAGGAGCGUCAUGGGUGCCUGUCUACCUUUAGCAGGAGCGAAACUGUACCACUCGUUGGGAUCUCAAUGGGCGGGUACUCUAUUGGGUCUCUUGGAAGCUCUGUUCAUUCCGAUCCCCGUAGUAUUCUAUUUCUACGGGCAUAGGCUGAGGAAGGCUAGUACGAUGAUCGCCGAAGCGCAGCUAGCGAGUCGCUAG
Messenger RNA from Filobasidium floriforme, 1542 nucleotides. RefSeq names its product putative MFS transporter. Gene Ontology annotation, molecular function: transmembrane transporter activity. Gene Ontology annotation, biological process: transmembrane transport. The record is from RefSeq and is a predicted model, not a curated record. Lineage: Eukaryota; Fungi; Basidiomycota; Tremellomycetes; Filobasidiales; Filobasidiaceae. The transcript has 4 exons. The coding region runs from base 1 to 1542 and encodes 513 amino acids.